Molecule: messenger RNA, 2222 nt
Organism: Pseudophryne corroboree (corroboree frog)
Lineage: Eukaryota; Metazoa; Chordata; Amphibia; Anura; Myobatrachidae
Gene: RAB12
Product: RAB12, member RAS oncogene family
Exons: 6
Coding region: 247-1008 (253 amino acids)
Biological process (GO): endocytic recycling; protein localization to plasma membrane; Rab protein signal transduction
Cellular component (GO): synaptic vesicle; trans-Golgi network transport vesicle; endosome
Molecular function (GO): GTPase activity; GTP binding
Source: RefSeq, a predicted model, not a curated record
GUCUUCCACAUCCAUAGAGGGAGCUUCCCAUCUGCCAGGCAGCCCCUUCCUGUGAGCAGCAGCAGCAGGGAUUGCCUUGUGUGGUGUAGCAGUGUGUGUACAGCAGGAUCCAGCGCCCAGGCUGUGACUAGCACCAUACUGCUGCCCGGCGCACCGGCUUCCCUCCCAGCGCUACCCCCGGCCAGAAGCGACCCACGACCGGCCUCGCACUGACGUGACGGCGCUGUGAGCAGCGCGGAUGUGUAAAUGGAUUCCAGGCCCGGAUACCAUCGGGGACUAGGAGGAGGCGGUGGGAGCAGCAACAACAUCUCCUUCGGGGGGUCGGCCUCUAACUCCCCGGCGCUGGCUGGAGCUCAGGGCCGCAGGCGGAAGCAGCCCCCGAGGCCGGCAGACUUUAAGCUGCAGGUUAUUAUCAUCGGCUCCCGGGGAGUGGGCAAGACCAGCCUGAUGGAGAGGUUCACGGACGACACUUUCUGCGAGGCGUGCAAGUCCACCGUGGGUGUGGAUUUUAAAAUCAAAACUGUAGAGUUAAGGGGAAAGAAAAUUAGGUUACAAAUUUGGGACACAGCCGGCCAGGAGCGAUUCAACAGUAUUACUUCAGCCUAUUACAGAAGUGCUAAGGGCAUCAUAUUAGUGUAUGAUCUCACCAAGAAAGAGACAUUUGAAGAUUUACCCAAGUGGAUGAAGAUGAUUGAUAAGUACGCAUCUGAAGAUGCAGAACUGCUUCUAGUUGGAAAUAAGUUGGACUGUGAAGUCGACAGGGAAAUUACUCGGCAACAGGGAGAAAAGUUUGCACAACAGAUAACCGGGAUGCGGUUUUGUGAAGCAAGUGCCAAGGACAACUUUAAUGUAGAUGAAAUCUUUUUGAAACUGGUUGAUGAUAUAUUAAAGAAGAUGCCUUUGGAUAUAAUACGGAAUGAGUUAUCCAACAGCAUCCUGUCUCUUCAGCCAGAGCCAGAAUUUCCACCAGAGCUGCCUCCUCCUCGACCUCCUGUCCGUUGUUGUUGAUUCUGUUCUGUACUCCUAACACAGCAAAACAGUGACACGUCGUACCUGUGUCCUGUAAUACAAUCAUCAGAAAGGUCCCAUUUUGCACUUCUUCCUCAGAAAAUACAUUUAAUUAUACAAGCAGCAAGGGAGGGAUAGGUUUGUGUUUGGAAGUCUUUUUCUCCAUGUAGAGUUUGCACACUAAUGUCGAUGGACUCUGGAUUGAAAGGAUUGGCCCAUGUUCUAAGCGCUGUACUGCAGUGGUUCCUGCAAAGCACUUUAUUUCAGGCUCCACCAGUUGUGUAGGAUUUAGUGUUGAAAUCGUGGCAUUUUCUGUUUGGCUAUUUCAUCAAGCAUCAAUUUGCUCAAUUCAUUUUUUAUUUUAUUCUUUUUAAUUUUUUUGUUAUAUUGUUGUAUCUAGACAUAUAUAUGGUGCUUUGCUGAUUGUAUUAUAACUCCAAAAUAUUUAAGUAUUUAAGGUCGCCAAGAAAAAUGCUUCCAUAUACAGCAUUAUAUUUAGUUUAUUAUACAGAGCAAUUUUCAUUUUUAAUCUGUAGCAUUAGAUGUUUACUGGACUUGCCAUGAGUAUUAAUGUUAGUUCCAGUAGUUUAUUUUAUUUUAAGUAUUUAUUAACAUUUCAGUAGAUGAAGAACAUUUGUGUUCCAUUUUUUUGUUUGUUUUUCUCUCAGAACUGCCAGUUUUCCCCCCUCUUCUCUGAUGCUCCUUGCACAGGAUCCUUUUGUGCGGUUGGUAUUAAGGCACACUGACAAGCAUAACAGUAUGUGAUUCAUGAACUCUGUUGAGAUGUGAUUACACACACCGUUUAUUGGGCUUACUGGGAAAUAAUACCUGAAAAGGCUGCUAGCAAUGCGUAUGCAGCACCACUCUUCCAUUUGGGUCCACAAGAGGACUGAAAAUAAUGUCUGUUUUUCUAUUCACUUACUAAUCUGUGCAUAUAACCUUGCCACUUUUUAUGGGAGGGUGGAAUUUUUUGGGGGGUAUUUUUUUUUUAGUGGGAAGGUAUGACCUACACCUAAAUGGCACAUACUGGUUUUCUAAUAAUGAUGGUUUUGUGACUUACGUAUUUGAUAUAUCUCUAUUCAAAUGCACUGUAUUUUUCAUUGUGGGGAAAACAGUGACAGGUAUGCAUUGAAUAAAUGUGUGUCCUUGUGUUAUUUGAAACAACAUAGUAUUUCUAACUAAUGAAGUGAAAAUAAACUUUUUUUAUUUAUGAA